Necator americanus (New World hookworm) is the source of this 1056-nucleotide messenger RNA. RefSeq lists its product as uncharacterized. The record is from RefSeq and is a predicted model, not a curated record. The transcript has 10 exons. Bases 1 to 1056 code for a protein of 351 amino acids. NCBI's taxonomy places the organism in Eukaryota, Metazoa, Nematoda, Chromadorea, Rhabditida, Ancylostomatidae.
AUGAACAGUGUAGAUGCUUGCGGAAAAGGAGGAGUGUAUAUCGCAUAUAUUACAGCAGCUGGAGCAGCUUUUAAUGGUGCAUUUAUGAUCAGUGCACUAAUGGGGAUUUUAAUGCACCGUUGUGAUAACAGAGAUGAUAUGCUGAAGAGUGUCUUAGUCGGAAGCACCACGGUAGCACUAAUGGCAUCAUUUUUUUGUUUAUCGUGCACAUUCCUUGUGCUCAUAUUGUUCGAUUUCGAAUGUAUGGACGAUGGGAACACUAAGGACGACAUCACAUACAUAUGGAUAAUUGGUCUUCUGUCAUUUAUUACAAACACCGUGUUUGUGUUUUCCACGUUUGUUCUUACUGAACCGUCGUCGCGACCAGCGUCAAAUUCCGUCACUCCUGAUACCCGAGGAGGAGGGAUAUUUUUCUAUGUUAAACCUCCUCCGCCGUAUAGGAAGGAUGAGCGGAGCCACGCUGCGUUCCGUAAUCCACUGUAUCCCGAACUGUACGCUUACGUCGUGGAUACUGCACCACGUAAAAUUCGUGAUACGCUGCCUUUAAACAAUCCUCGCAGAAUAGUAACGAGUUAUCACGUCAUGAAGCUCCUCUUAUGCAUGGCUUUGAUCUUUGGCAUUCCGACGGUGAUAUUCUUUAUCACAAACCUAAUAUUCAGCAUGCAAUGGCUGAAGAACAAGGACGAAUGUGGAGGAAGCAGUUUAUUCAUGACCUAUUUUUCAUUUGCUGGAACUGUAUAUUUCGGUGUUGAUGCUGCAUUUUCGAUUAUCGGUAGCCUAAUUCUUUAUUUUACAAAGAAGUUCCGAAUGCUAAGCAGAUAUGUUUUAAUCACGAUAGUUGUCUCAUUCGUUUUUGUUAUCAUCGAAGGAAUAGCACUAGCCAUAAGCAUCCUUCUUUCCUUAGAUACUUCUUGUCUCAAUGAAAAACCUGUUCAGACAUUUUUCGUUGCAUCGUGGAUCCUUGUGAUGGAGUAUUGGAAAGUGUUGGUUCAGCAGAAUCAAGGCAUGACGAUGCCUGGCAGUAAGCAAUUUUGGAGCAGCUUCAGAAUUUGUUAA